AUGUCACUUCUUCGAGUCCUCGUCCUGUCCCAGGCCCUCGGCUUCGUCGUGGGGGAAUGCUCGGUAAACUCCAGCAACUGCCCUGGUAAGCUGACGAGAAACACGACGUCUGGCAUCUUCGCCCCUCACUUCCCGUCCUCGCACCCGGCGGUCGUCUCAUUUCCCAACAUACCGUACGCCCAAUGCCCGACUGGCAAGCUCAGAUUUGCACCGCCCGUGGCCAGAGCCCCACCAGCUGACGGACGUGUGGUCCACGCUACGGACCUUCCUCCCGGCUGCGUCCAGUCCUCACAGUUCGCGUCAGACACUGUGUACGAUGCCCAGAAAUCAUAUCUGCUGCAUGGCGGCAACUCGUCGCGCUCCGACAAGAGUGAGGACUGCCUGAGGCUGUCCAUCUUUGCGCCGAAAGCGACGGUCCACGGCGCCGUCCGGGGAGGGGGCCGUACCCCCUUGCCGCCGCUGCCAGUCAUUGUCUGGAUUCACGGCGGCGGCUUCCAGUCGGGCGGCAUCGAUGUGCCUUAUCAGCUGGCUUUCAACUGGGUGCAGCGCAGCCAGCGCCACCUGAUGGUCCAUGUGCAGUAUCGCCUGGGCCUGCUCGGGUUUCCCAACGCGGCUGGUCUGGCGGCGUCGGGUGAGAACGUCAACCUCGGUCUGCUCGAUCAGCGGCUGGCCAUGGAGUGGGUGCGCGCCAAUAUUGCGUCCUUUGGCGGUGAUGCUGAGCGAAUCACUCUCUGGGGCCAGAGCGCCGGCGCCUUCUCGACCGACGCCUACCUCUUUGCCUGGGCCGCCGACCCCAUCGUCGCAGGCGCAAUCGUCGGUUCAGGCAACGCCCUGGCCUUGGAGGCAUACACGGGCCCGUCCGCCAACCACACCCACUUCACGCGCGUUGCCGCCAGCCUCGGCUGCGCCGGUCUCGCCCCGGCGGCCGAGCUGACCUGCAUGCGCUCCGUGCCGUCGUCGAGGCUGCAGAACUACCUCGAGGCGCUCCGGGUCAACGGCCCCAUCCAAAUCAUCGCCGAUAACGUGACGGUAUUCUCCAACUACGCGGCGCGCAUCGCUGCUGGCGGCAGCCAGUUCCCCACCCGCUUGCCGUUGCUGCUCGGCACCACCACCGACGAGGGAAACGGCAUGGUGUCGUACAGCUUCAAUGGCAGCAAGACAGCCACCUCGCUCCCGCCGGCGCUCCAAUCCGAAUCGAAGGCCUUCACACUCCGCUUUGUCUGCGGGACGCUGCGUGAGGUGCGCCUCCGGUCAGAGGCCGGGGCGCCCACUUGGCAGUACCUGUACGCGGGCAACUUUACCGACAUCAGCCCUCGGCCUUGGUUGGGUGCCUACCAUUCGUCCGAGCUGCCCCUUGUUUUCGGCAACUUGGGCAUCGAGGGACCCGUGACGGGGCCGUUUGAGCGUCGCGCCAGCCGCUACAUGCAGGACCUGUUCCUAGCCUUUGCCGAGGACCCGACUGGUGGGUUGUCGAGGGCCGGGUGGCCCACGGCGUUGCAAGGGAGGAAGUCGUCCAUUAUGAAGUGGGCGGCCGAUGGCAAGGUUGGGCAGCUGGUAGACGCACAUGCCAUCAAGCUCGAGUGCACAAAGAACGGGUACAGCGUCUGA
This is a messenger RNA of Drechmeria coniospora, 1608 nucleotides long. RefSeq names its product triacylglycerol lipase FGL5. Lineage: Eukaryota; Fungi; Ascomycota; Sordariomycetes; Hypocreales; Ophiocordycipitaceae. The record is from RefSeq and is a predicted model, not a curated record. The transcript has a single exon. The coding region runs from base 1 to 1608 and encodes 535 amino acids.